GCUUUGUAAUGGAAACCGAGGCUGGCUUAUCCACACACGGCCAACCUGAUCCCUGUCUCUGUCUCUCUCGCUCUCUCUCCCUCUCCUCUCCUUCCUUUCUGCCGCAGCUCGUGUCUUCAAUUCCAAUUUCAUUGCGCUGCGUGUGGAUUCCGUCUACACCUCAAUUAUCUCCGGGCUCACAGACAUGGCUUUGCGAGCGUCGGCCCAGGCUACGUUGAGUGUAACUGCCAUCACGCAUAUUCAAUAUGACAACCAGUCUGCAGCAACUACAGCUGGAGCCGCAAGUUCAGUGCGGAGGCCUGGUAUCUCGCGGACAUGCAGAGUGUCCCACUCCCUGCAUACGAGCAGGAAGCCAGCAAUUAGUGCGGUGCAUCGUACUAGUUCAAUAAGGAUGGAAGGGGCCCCAGUUGCCACAACCAGCGAGGCAGGUUCCCUUGACAAGGAAGAAGGACCUUUACUGUCGGAUACUGUGGACGUUUCGGAACAUGUUGCUGUCCUGAAAAGAGCUGCUAAAACAAAGAAGGUCCCUCCGACUGAGGUAUUUGCCGCCAUUAGAGCUAUUGAGAAGGCGAAAGUGAAUCCUUCAAACUUUCUUCAAUAUCUCGGUGGUACUCAGUCGCCUGGGCGGACAUGGAUGCUUGUGUUUACUGCUGGCAAGAACUUGGUCAGGGACGCUCUCCAAGGAGGUCCUGGUGGAGGCAAGUACCUGCCUGUAACAGCAGUACAGAACUUUGAUGCAGCGGCCUUGAGAAUUGAGAAUGGAGUCUACCUUGGCCCUCUGGGCGCGCUUGCCUUUGAAGGCAGAUUUUCAAUGAACAAAAGAAUCCUAGCUUUUUUGUUUGACAAGGUGAAGAUCAAGAUUGGAUCUCUUCCACACUUCUCAAUAAAUAUCGGCAAAAAAGAGGAUGAAGGGCGAACUCCUGGUAACACCGACCCAUUCUUUAUCUGGUUUUACGCAGACGAUGAGAUAAUUGUUGCCAAGGGAAGAGGUGGUGGUUUAGCAUUCUGGUGUCGCUGCAAGCGGGUUUCUGAAAAUUUCUGAACAUCAUUGCACCGUGUGCGUCAAAGCCAAGCAUGCACGAGGCCGAUGUAUCUCUACAUCCUUGUAGAAUACGCAUGUAUAUGUUAACCCCUGUCCAACUAGAAUCUUGUCUGCAUCUAGGAUUGCGAACUAGCAGAGUGUCUUACUGAAAAUUCUGGAAGUUCAAUUGCAGCCUGACGCGAAGGGAGAGCUAGUGAAUCAAUCAGUCGACAAGUUAAAGAUACUUUUAGGUAUCGAUACUAUGUUAACGUUUGUGUAUCUCUGUAAACAAUGUGAAUGCAAUAACUCUGUAUGUGCUACUCAGGGAUCCUGAGACCA
Molecule: messenger RNA, 1360 nt
Organism: Physcomitrium patens
Lineage: Eukaryota; Viridiplantae; Streptophyta; Bryopsida; Funariales; Funariaceae
Source: RefSeq, a predicted model, not a curated record